AUGAGCAGAAGGGACCCCUUAUUAUGGUGUGGCCGCCAGCUCCUACUACAAUCAACCUUCGCCAUCCUGGUGUUGCUUGCUACCUUCCUCGUGGGUAUGACUAGUGGCCAGCAACACUGGAGGGAGGCACGGCGAGAGAAAAAUUUGCAGCCUGACUUUCUGUCCAAAGUUACUCAUGCCAUGAGGGAGACCUUAGAAGACUUACUUGGACCAGAUAAUUUUCUGAUAUUGAAUGAGAAUGUCUCUUCCCUGUUCUGGGUAUUAUCCUCUGGAAUCGCUGCAGGUUUAUUUGCUGUGGCUCGAAUUGCAGGACAGUUCCUUACUUCCUUUGGGAUUGAUGGGGAUCAUGCUACUCAGUUCCUGAAGCUGAGCCCUGACCAGGUGCAGACGCUGCUUCUCUGGGGCCUGGCUGCUCUGAUCGGCUACUGGGUGCUGUCGCUGCUGCUGAAUCUGAUGCUCGCCAUCUUGAGCCGCAUCAUGUGGGGCCUUAAGCUGGUCAUCUUCAUGUCCUGCUUCAUGUUCAUUGUCUCUAUGGUGCAUGAUCGUUCUGUUCAGCUUUCCCUCCUGCUGACCCUGCUCAUGCUCUAUGCCCUGCUGGGCCGCCUGAGUGGGUCACACCACUCUGGGGCACGGCUGGAGGCCAAAGUGCGCAGCUUGGAGCGCCAAGUGGAUGAGCUGCAACGCAGGCAAAGGCGGCCAUCUCCUAAACAUCUGGGUGAAGAAUGAAGCUUACAGGAAGCUAUAACUUUCACAUACCUUCUUUAAGAGGUGACCACUUCUUUCUUUUCUAUGUGUAUCCAAUGA
Molecule: messenger RNA, 804 nt
Organism: Euleptes europaea (tarantolino)
Lineage: Eukaryota; Metazoa; Chordata; Lepidosauria; Squamata; Sphaerodactylidae
Gene: TMEM109
Product: transmembrane protein 109
Exons: 3
Coding region: 1-726 (241 amino acids)
Biological process (GO): intrinsic apoptotic signaling pathway in response to DNA damage by p53 class mediator; cellular response to gamma radiation
Source: RefSeq, a predicted model, not a curated record